This is a messenger RNA of Talaromyces proteolyticus, 1278 nucleotides long. RefSeq lists its product as uncharacterized. The transcript is spliced from 2 exons. Gene Ontology annotation, cellular component: replication fork; centrosome; Rad51B-Rad51C-Rad51D-XRCC2 complex. NCBI's taxonomy places the organism in Eukaryota, Fungi, Ascomycota, Eurotiomycetes, Eurotiales, Trichocomaceae. Gene Ontology annotation, molecular function: four-way junction DNA binding. Gene Ontology annotation, biological process: DNA strand invasion; double-strand break repair via homologous recombination. The coding region runs from base 1 to 1278 and encodes 425 amino acids. The record is from RefSeq and is a predicted model, not a curated record.
AUGGAUUCCGCCGCUGCCGUGCUGGGGCGACGGCUACUGGAUGAAGUUCAUGAGGAGGGCUUAGAUGAACUCCUGCAUGAUCUGCGAACUCAGCAUUUGUCCCCUAAUGACAAUGGGACGAACCAUCCUGUCCUUGGUGUUAAGUACAUAGAUGACCUACUGGAUAUCUUCUUGAACAGAGGCUCAGCACCAUGUCAGGGUCCGUCUACCGCUGACCACAGCAGCUCCGAGUCUCCAACGGUCCCUAGACUCUCUUCUAGUCGUAGUCAACAGUACAAACUGCCCGUUCUUGAGAUUUCAAGCCCUAAUUCCGGAGGCGGUAAAUCGCAGCUUGUUUACUACCUAGCUGCCGUAUCCGUUCUCCCAUCCACCUUCAAAGGCAGGACAACGGGAGGCCGAGAUGGGGCCGUUGUAUUGCUGGACACGGAUGGAAAACUUGAGGUCAAAAGAUUGUAUCAAAUUGCCGAAGGCGUCGUUUGGAAUAACCUCAGGGCCAAUUUGAAGGUCACCGAGGAGACUACCACGGAAAGGGUCUUAAGCGAACAGGAUAUCAAGUCUCUUCUCCACGACUCGCUACAGCACGUCCACAUUUUCCGGCCACAGACAUCACUCUCCUUACUAGCUACACUAAAGACACUCGGCAAAUACCUUCUUGAUGUGACCCGACAUCAUUCAGCUACACGGCCGCUUCACGCGAUCCUGCUCGACAGCGCCAGCGCUUUUUACUGGCAGGAUCGUAUGCGAGACGAAGUCGCACGCACUGAAGAAAUCGGGCGUAGCGCCGCAGACAUUACGCAUGACCGUGAGCAGCGAAAGAAAUUCCAUAUGAGCGUUCUUUACCGCGAGCUGGUCGUAGAGCUUCGGCGCAUUCAGUCAAUCUUCGACUGCUCGAUAAUAUACACAACGUGGGGUCUUUUCCGUGCACCAUCUGAUAGAAAUGUGGCGUAUGCACAUUUAUGGGCUGGCCCGCCAUCUUUUAAACCUCAUCUUCCAUCUCCAUGGGGCACAUUUCCUACCCUACGACUCGUCGUCCAGCGGGACGCGGUUCGAUCCUACCCGGUUACAGCUACGCUGAAAGAAAUGGAGCGGGAUGCGCCUAUUCGUCAAGGUGUUGUUCGACAGGGAAAGUUUUCGGCUUGGAUAGACACAUGGGGAAAGGAUGACUGGCCGCCAGCUGUCCUAAGUGCAUUAAGGAAUAUGCCUGAGAAUGGAGGAUUUCCGUUCUGGAUAAGAGCAGAUGGUGUGUUCAUGGAUGAUUUGAUGGCUGAUGUUAUAUGA